Molecule: messenger RNA, 1248 nt
Organism: Saccostrea echinata
Lineage: Eukaryota; Metazoa; Mollusca; Bivalvia; Ostreida; Ostreidae
Product: sex peptide receptor-like
Exons: 1
Coding region: 27-1181 (384 amino acids)
Biological process (GO): G protein-coupled receptor signaling pathway
Cellular component (GO): membrane
Molecular function (GO): G protein-coupled peptide receptor activity
Source: RefSeq, a predicted model, not a curated record
ACAGUCCAAUAGGGAAGAGGGUAACGAUGUUCAACAACAGCAGCGAUUUAAGUGAUUCUUUACCACAAGUGACUGGUUAUCGUCUCGCUCACGGUUACGUUGCUGGAGGUAUUUGUCUCUUAGGAGUUAUUCUCAAUAUCAUAAAUGCCAUUGUUUGGUCCAGACAAGCGUUAAAGACAUGUACAAAUUUUCUCCUGACGGUUCUCGCUUUUGCUGAUGGAUUAUCCUUAUUUUUCUAUCUUGUGUAUGUGACUUACUUCUUCAUUGCAACAGGUCCUAGUGAACAUAUCUAUCAUUCCAAAUCAGAGAUGUACUUAGUUUUAAUAUGCUUUCAUGAAUUUAUUGCAUUCCACACGUUCUCCAACUGGCUCAUUAUAUCGCUUGCAAUAUUUCGAUAUCUUGGAGUGUGCCAUAAUAAAAUUUCCAAGAAAUACUGUACAAGAUGGAGAGCCAAAGUGACCGUCCUUGCUGUUUUUUCGGCCACCUCACUCGCCACGGUACCGUUUUACUUGUACUACGAGGUAUAUCAAUCAACGGAUGAAAAUAAUGCCAACAGUUACUGGAUACGUAAGACCUAUUUCGUUCAGACACAUGUUGCUUACCAAACGGUUCUUUUAUGGUUGUACGGUGUGAUUUUCAAGGUGUUGCCAAGUUUGGCAAUGAUUGUUCUUUGUAUCUCGAUGGUACAUAAACUCAGGCAAGCAAAACAAAGAAAUAACACUUUAAACAGAGAGGUGUACCACUCUCAUAUAGCGUCUCAACGAUACAGACGAUCCACAUUAAUGCUUAUUGUGAUUGUUACAAUGUACUUCUUAACAGAACUACCCGUUGGGGUGGUCUCUUUCAUGUCCGGUUUGGAGGGGAGAGAGAGUCACUUCUUUUAUUUUCUACUCUACUCACACGUUGGAGAUAUUAUAGACCUUAUUGCUCUCCUGAACAGUUGUUUGAAUUUCUUCGUUUAUAUUACCAUGUACCGUAAAUUUAGAAGUACUCUUUUUAACCUCGUGAAAGUAUCUUUUGGGUCCUCGCUCUGCCGGGGCAAGGAGAUGCUCAGCAAACAUUUGUCGGAACUUGAACAACCACAGCUGUUUUCCUAUAAACGAUAUUGCUACACGUGCUACCAACAGAAGUGUAUGCCGAGAUCAUUAAUCACUCAAUAUUACUCUUCAUCUAUGCCUUAGUAUUAUAUUAUUGCAGUGAUGAUUAUGAAAAUGUCAGGGAUUUCUCUCGAUCUCUCUCAUACCUUUU